UGACCGGAAGUCGGGGUUUUUUGUUCCGUUUAGCUUAACACUGACUUACCUGUGUAGUUUAUAGUUACGGAUCAACUACUGUAUGGAUUCAUUUAGCUCUGAGUUAACGUGAUUUUGCUGCAUUAACACGCCACUAAUAUGAAAAAGAAAACACCUGCGAUAUCGUUUCCAGAUUCGGGUUUCUUGUAGCUUGUUACCUCGCUGCAUAACACGCUGAAAGGAAUGAACGUGACAGCGGCUACCUGCUAAGUUAGCUAGUAUCAACUUUGACUAAUAACGUUAACUCAGCGUACAGCUCUGUAUUUCUGUACAGACUAUUGACUAUCAGGUACCGACCAAUACAUUGGGAUAUCGCUGUUUUACUUUACCCAAAUAUUGAGGGUGAUCAUACCGAUCCAAUGAGGGUGUUAGUGACAGGAGGGUCUGGCUUGGUGGGUAAGGCCAUACAGCAUGUGGUCAAAGAGGAAGGGGGAGCCAAGGAGGGAGAAGAGUGGAUAUUCCUCUCGUCCAAAGAUGCUAACCUCAUGAACAUGGAGGAGACACGGGCAGUGUUUAAGAAACAUCGGCCCACCCAUGUGAUUCACCUGGCUGCUAUGGUUGGAGGACUUUUCAAGAACAUGAAGUACAACCUGGACUUCUGGAGAAACAAUCUCUACAUCAAUGAUAAUGUGCUGCAGGCAGCACAUGAAGUGGAUGUGAUCAAGGUGGUGUCAUGUCUAUCCACCUGCAUCUUUCCAGAUAAGACAACUUACCCUAUUGAUGAAACUAUGAUCCAUAAUGGUCCACCUCAUGAGUCGAACUUUGGCUACGCCUAUGCAAAGAGAAUGAUUGAUGUACAUAAUAGGGCAUAUUUCCAGCAGUAUGGUCGCUGCCAUACAGCUGUGAUUCCCACUAAUGUGUUUGGUCCUAAUGACAACUUCAGCAUUGAGGAUGGUCAUGUUCUGCCAGGCCUCAUACACAAGGCGUACAUUGCUCAAAAGGAGGGGAAGCCCUUGGUGGUCUGGGGCUCUGGUGCUCCCAGAAGGCAGUUCAUUUACUCUCUGGACUUAGCUCGUCUCUUCCUGUGGGUGCUAAGGGAGUAUCCAGAGGUCGAUCCAAUCAUCCUCUCUGUUGGAGAGGAGGAUGAAGUGUCCAUUAAAGAAGCAGCAGAUGCAGUUGUCCAAGCGCUGGGGUUUAAAGGAGAAGUGGUGUAUGACACCAGUAAAGCAGACGGCCAGUUCAAAAAGACGGCCAGUAAUGCAAAACUGCGCCACUACCUGCCCGACUUCACCUUCACCCCCUUCAAACAAGCUUUAAAGGAAACCUGUGACUGGUUUGUUGCCAAUUACGACACUGCCCGUAAGUAAAAAUGACAAGUUGGCACAAUCUGUUCAUCCACGACUCGUUCUGAUGGAAGAGAAAGGGAUGGCAAAGAUGGAGACAAAACAAGUUGGUUCAUCAGCACAGCUAGAUGGUGGUUAACGGAUGAAGUCUGCUAAUUUGACUCUGCCCCUCCUGUCUUUGCAUUCAGUGAGCUGGACUGAGUAUCUCACCUGAGGUUCAUGUCUGCAACACCAGCCUGUAAUAUAUUGUGAAUGUUGUUGCAGACUUGUCUCUCUUUAGACAUAAUAAACAAAUCUAUUGUAAUUGUAGGUACUGUAUUCUACUACCUGUCACUUAGAAGUCUUAAAAGUUACGACCAACACCCUGCUUAUUUUUUGUAGUUUCUCCUAACUUGACCUACUUUUAAUCUUGGGAUGCUUUGUGAAUACGGUUCCUGGCCUUGAUUCACUUUAUGACCAGAACUAGAAGUCUAUGAAUUAGGUUAUUUUAUAUAUUGGGUUUUUAAUAUGAUUUUGGUGGUUUUUGACUGAAUUGUUCUGAAAUGUUGUAUUUUGCCUUGAAUGCGGUGGUGUGUGGGUGCUUAGGGCCUGCAAAUUGGAUUAAAUGAUGUAGUGUUUGGGAGAUCAGAGAGUUAAGUUUAAGCGGGUUGGAUCGUAGCUCUAAUUUGCUUCUUAGGCAGUUAAUGUGUUCAUGUCUGUGGGGUUUUAAGCACCCCCUCCGUUGAAAUAACCUAGUCUUUCAAUGAUGUAUGUCUCUACAGCAGCAUGUAGUUGAUUAAAGUAUUUUGUCUAUCGA
Messenger RNA from Monopterus albus (swamp eel), 2118 nucleotides. RefSeq names its product GDP-L-fucose synthase. The transcript has 10 exons. Bases 399 to 1346 code for a protein of 315 amino acids. Gene Ontology annotation, molecular function: GDP-L-fucose synthase activity. Gene Ontology annotation, biological process: nucleotide-sugar biosynthetic process. Lineage: Eukaryota; Metazoa; Chordata; Actinopteri; Synbranchiformes; Synbranchidae. The record is from RefSeq and is a predicted model, not a curated record.